Messenger RNA from Acanthosepion pharaonis, 915 nucleotides. The record is from the annotation of a GenBank genome assembly. Lineage: Eukaryota; Metazoa; Mollusca; Cephalopoda; Sepiida; Sepiidae.
AUGAAACUUAUUUUCUUCACGCUCUUCACUCCUUUUCUUCUUUAUUUCAUCUCUUUCUCUCUUUUUCUUCUAUUUUUCUCUUUAACUCUUUUCCUUUAUUUUCUUUUUCUCCUAAUUUUCUUUAUUCCUCUUCUUACAAUCUUCCUUAUCUCCUAUUUUGUGACGUAUUUUUCUUCCAUUUCUCACACUUCCACUCUCUUACUAUCUUUUCUCUUUCUUUCUUUCUUUCCUUCUUUCUUUCUUUAUCUUCUUCUUAAAUAUUUUCAGAAAAAUGAAAGAAAAAGUGUAAACUAUUUACUCUUUCUUUCUUUCUUUCUUUCUUUCUUUCUUUCUUUCUUUCUUUUCCCCGUUUUUCUUUCGGCGUUUUUCUUAGUUUACACUUUUUCUUUCAUUUUUAUCUCUUUACCCAUAUCCAUUUCUUUCUUUCUUUCUUUCUUUCUUUCUUUCUUUCUUUCUUUCUUUGCAUUUUCUUCCAUUUUAAUCUCUUUACCCAUUUCCUUUCUUUUCUUUCUUUCUUUCUUUCUUUCUUUCUUUCUUUCUUUCUUUCUUUCUUUUUUUAAGCAUGCUACUUUCACUUUCGUUUUCCUUCUUUUCAGCGACCAAUCGACGUUUUCCGAACCCUUUCUACCUUUCGUAUUUUUUUCCUUUUCACUCGUUCACACACCCUCUUACCCUUAUCGGGGUCGUCGAUUGGAUGGUGCUAAAGCGACAGUCGAUGCAAAUCCGCCAUUUUAUCGCCUUUUACUCUGUUUGUAUUUGUCUUCGUAUUUGUUAUCCCUUUAUGGAAUCGCUUGGAACAAGCGAUCUCACCUUAGGCAGAGGGAAACGGAGAGGAGACUGGUGAGUUGGGUGGGGGUUGUGGGUCGAUGGGUAGUGCUAGGAUCAAAUCAUUGCUUUUACCGGUCGCUGAGGUAG